Molecule: messenger RNA, 1743 nt
Organism: Tricharina praecox
Lineage: Eukaryota; Fungi; Ascomycota; Pezizomycetes; Pezizales; Pyronemataceae
Product: dihydroxyacetone kinase
Exons: 5
Coding region: 1-1743 (580 amino acids)
Biological process (GO): glycerol catabolic process
Cellular component (GO): cytosol
Molecular function (GO): glycerone kinase activity; ATP binding
Source: RefSeq, a predicted model, not a curated record
AUGAUGAACAAACACUUCAUCAAUGAUCCAACGGACCUUGUAAUGGCUGCCCUCAAGGCCGCAAAAUAUGCGAACCCCUCUGUGGCCCUCGACGAAGUCAACAAGAUUAUCUACCGCAAGUCGUCCUCGCCGGACACCGUCGCUCUCGUCUCCGGCGGCGGUGCGGGACACGAGCCAUCGUUCACAGGCUUUGUCGGCGAGGGGAUCCUGCGUGCCGCGGUCUCAGGCACCAUCUUUGCCUCUCCGUCGGUAAAGCAAAUCUACAACUGCAUAUCGCAGCGGGCCGGGGCGAACACCGGCGUGUUAUUGAUCGUAAUGAACUACACGGGCGACGUCCUGCACUUCGGCCUCGCAACGGAGAAAGCGCGGGCGCUCGGGCUCAACGUGGAGAUGGUGGUUGUGGGCGAGGACGUUGGCGUCGGCCGCGAGAAGAGCGGGAAGGUCGGGCGGCGCGGAAUGGCCGGCACCGUGCUCGUUCAGAAGAUUGUUGGUGCGCUUGCGGCCACCGGCGCGGGAUUGUCGCAGACGGCGGAGCUCGCGAGACUCAUUACUAGGAACCUCGUCACCCUCGGCAGUGCGCUCGACCAUGUGCAUAUCCCCGGAACAACGGGAAUGCAGGAGUGUGUGUUGGAGGAGAAUGAGAUUGAGCUCGGCAUGGGGAUUCAUAAUGAACGCGGGUGCAGGAGGAUGAAGAUCUCGCAGGUUUCCAGGUUGAUCAAUGCUAUGCUGAUGCAAUUGCUCGACAAGAGUGAUAAGGACAGGAAUUAUCUCGACGUUAAAGACCACAAGGAAUGGGUGCUUAUGAUCAACAACCUUGGAGGCGUUUCCCCACUGGAACUAGGCGGUAUCACGGCCAAGGUCGUGGAUAGACUCGCCGCGCAAUACAAAGUCAAGCCUCUGCGUAUAUACACCGGCACGUUCAUGACUUCUCUCAACGGUAGCGGCUUCUCCAUCACUCUCCUCCGUGUCGUCGAUACCGGGCUGGGCCCAGGCAAGGACAUGAUCUCACUCCUGGAUGCGGCCCACGAAACCCUCGGCUGGACUGCCUCCGUCAAACCUUCCACCUGGGCCUCCGUCAAGACCUCCCCCCCUUGCCCUCUGGAAGAAUUCGAGCAAAUCCCCACAUCUUGCCUUAAGAUGGACACUGCCCACUUCUCGCAGAUAGUCUCCCCGGGUCUCCAAAAGCUCAUUGCGGCCGAGCCCCUCCUAACACGCUUCGACACGCUCGUCGGGGACGGCGACUGCGGCAUAGGUCUAAAACGCGGAGCGCAAGCCGUGCAAGCGUUUAUCUCAACCGGACGGGUGAGCAGCGACCCGGUAAGCACGAUCUCGCAACUAGCCAACGUGGUGGAAGAGAACAUGGACGGCACCUCGGGGGCGCUCUUCAGCAUAUACCUCAACGCGCUUGUCAAAGCGCUCCGCGACGACAGUCCGGGCAAGACGCAUGCCGACAUCGGCACGUGGAGCAAGGCGGCCCUCACAGCUAUGCACGAAAUGGGAAGGUAUACGCCGGCGCAGCCGGGUGAUCGCACACUCAUGGAUGCCCUCCAUCCGUUCCUACAGACUCUGCACGAGAAAAAGGAUCUGACGGCGGCGGCAAGGAGUGCGAGAAGGGGUGCGGAGAAUACGAAGGGGAUGAUGCCCAGGCUCGGGAGAACCGUUUAUAUAGACCACAUCGGUGAUAUUCCGGAUCCCGGGGCGGUGGGGAUUGCGGUAUUAGCGGAGGGGCUGGCGGGGAUUUAG